Neoarthrinium moseri is the source of this 831-nucleotide messenger RNA. RefSeq lists its product as uncharacterized. Gene Ontology annotation, cellular component: cytoplasm; nucleus. NCBI's taxonomy places the organism in Eukaryota, Fungi, Ascomycota, Sordariomycetes, Amphisphaeriales, Apiosporaceae. Gene Ontology annotation, molecular function: protein binding. The record is from RefSeq and is a predicted model, not a curated record. Gene Ontology annotation, biological process: proteasome-mediated ubiquitin-dependent protein catabolic process. The transcript is spliced from 3 exons. The coding region runs from base 1 to 831 and encodes 276 amino acids.
AUGUCCUCGCCAAUCGCUCGCGAGUUUGAGGAACAGCUCCGCUACACGAGGGAUCUGGCCGAGGCCUUGUUGAACCCCAGGAUGACUUCAUCAGCCUCCACGGCCACCCCGAUGAAGCAUGCCUUUGCCCGCCAUGUCGACGACGUCAAGGCCCCCAAAAGCGACAUCAAUGCUCUGAUCCUCGACUACCUCACCAUGGCUGGCUAUCCUAAUGCCGCCAAGAAGUUCUCGGCCGAGGCCAACCUGCCUGCUCACCAGGACAACGCCUCCAUCGUGGCCAGACAGCAGAUCCAGACGGCCAUACACAGGGGAGACAUUGCCACGGCCAUCAGCGAGCUCAAUGACCUAGACCCGGAGAUCUUGGACACCGAUGCUGCUCUGCACUUUGCCGUUCUGCGCCUCCAGCUGGUCGAGCUGAUCCGCCAGUGCAAUGCCACGCCGGGCCGUGACAUCCAGCCUGCUCUGGACUUCGCAACCCAGCAGCUCGCUCCCAGGGCACCCACCAACCAGCAGUUCCUCGAAGACCUCGAGAAGACCAUGCUGCUUGUUGUUUUCUCCCCAGAGGCUGCCGAUCCUUCCUCGGCCGCGCUCCUCAAGCCGGAUCUCCGCCGCCAGGUCGCCGACAUGGUCAACAAGGCCAUCCUGCAGCGCGAGACACAGCGGAGAGACGCGGCGAUCCGCCAUCUGGUACAGAUGCGAGCGUGGGGCGAGGAUACGGUCAGGAAGCAGACCAAGAAGGACCUGCCGCCUCGCAUCGACCUCGGCCUCAAUGGCGACGAGGGUGACAAGAAUGGUCUGCAUGAAAAUGGUCAGGACACUGUCAUGACCUAG